Molecule: messenger RNA, 3869 nt
Organism: Ixodes scapularis (black-legged tick)
Lineage: Eukaryota; Metazoa; Arthropoda; Arachnida; Ixodida; Ixodidae
Product: cyanocobalamin reductase / alkylcobalamin dealkylase
Exons: 4
Coding region: 132-884 (250 amino acids)
Biological process (GO): cobalamin metabolic process
Cellular component (GO): cytoplasm
Molecular function (GO): FAD binding; demethylase activity; cyanocobalamin reductase (cyanide-eliminating) (NADP+) activity
Source: RefSeq, a predicted model, not a curated record
CAGCCAUCUGAUGGAGAGUCAACGAACGAUACACCGUACGACAGAUUUUUAAUACACGUGCGUGCAACGUUGGCGCCGAAACAUCGGCGGGUCUCAUACAUUCCGUAACAUUUUAAUCCGCUCCUUCUGUUAUGGAAAUUGACCGGAUAUCAACACUACUGGAUGAAAUUCUAACCCCACUAGGCAUCGAAUCCCAUCCAUUUAAGAUUCAGUGGUACAACGACCGGGUACCCGGAGCUUUCAAGUUUCAGCGCCAUCCGGACACGCUUUGCUUCGUCUCUCUCAGCACACCGUCAACGUUCGAGAAAGCCUUCCUACCUUUUGUUUUGAACGACCGAAACCUGACAUUGAAAGAUCCGUUCGAUCAAUGCAUGACGGCGUGUUUCGCUAGAGCCAUCCAGGCAUUCCCAGGUGAGUCAGUCGAGCUGCUGCAGGACUUUGAACUUCACCCAAACAGACGGCCUAAAGUUAUUAUGCAAACUGCCGGACACGUGUCGGGGGCAGUCCACUACUACGGCUGCAACGACAUGGAGAUCACAGAAAGCCCACCCAAUAAGAAACUACUGGGCGUCUGCAUUCACCCGAAGUACGGUGGCUGGUUCGCCUUCCGCGGCGUCUUCAUCUUCAGUGACAUCCUCGUGCCUGACCUGGAACAACGGCAGCCUGCGGAUGUGGUCCAGCGCGAGGACGUGCGGCGAGACCUCCUCAGGCUGUUCAACUUCUCGUGGCAAAAUGGACUCUACCGGGACGUCAUCGACGUGGACGAGCGCUACUCCGCGAGGCAGCAGGAGUACUUCCGCACCGUGCCGUCGCAGCGGUGGGAACUCAUCGAGCAGUGGCGGAACGAGGCACGUACGAGGAGCUGGAGUGGUGUGGGCCGGUGAUGGCUUGCUCCGGACGACUGUUCUGCGACUUGCGGUCAACCGUUGACCCACUGCCGCAUCGGUCUGCAUUUUAGCACCAGUUGUUGAGCUCCACUCCGUGCAAGUUCGUCUGGUUCUAGAGCGAGAUGUUGCGGUGACGUCGGAACACCGAACUCUGCUUCGCUCCGAUCGGAAGGACAGUGGGUGGACCUCGAGGUAGCUAGCAUUAAGGUCUACCCACUAUCCUCCAAUCGGCGCUCAGUGUUAUGACGUCAUUGCGACCCCCUGCAAAAGAACCAGACGGCGAAGGCUACGGCCUAAGCGAGCCAAUCUGCGUGUGGGGGGGAGGACAUGCAGCUGUGCUCUACUUCACCGGUUGUGCGCCGUGCUGUCGAAGCCAAGUGCAGGAGAGGGAGGAAAGGCACUUUUUUAUGAAUUUUGAGUGACAGGCUAAUCUUUAAGGGGGACAAAAGCAACGUCUGAGGCACACCAAAAGGGUCCAGUUGACAGCCGUCGUGUCGAUAUGGAUCGACACGACAGCUACCCCGCUGCCGUGUCGAUCCAUAUUUUUGCACAGGUUGUAGAGUUUUCUGCUCGAUGCAUCUCAAGCAGUUCGUUUCGCUGUGUUUUUGAUUUAUGGCACCACGUGAAUCGGCGACUUUUGCUUGGUGUGUGGUGAUUCUUUGUACAUUGGCAAUUGGGUGGCUUCCGUUUUGCUCGUUUCUAUUACUUUUGCGUGUGCAAUUAUCUGGUCAAAGUGGACGGAGAUCAGGAAAAGGUUUGGGUUGGAAGGUAUGGGACAUUUUUAUCGAAAAAAAUAUGUGGCACAAUGAAGUUACUUUUAGCAUAACAAUGGCAGCGGUGGAAAACUUUGACGAUUGGUGUUUGUACCCUCUAAUGAUUUUGUUCAUAAGCAAGGAGUGGGCUAAGUGGUUCUUACCUGGCAUUUUUUAUCCAUGGCAUUGGCCAUAGAGAAACCUUGGGAGUGCACAUUCACUGCUUAAUUGCAUCUUUGUGGGAUGUGGCAACUUACUGGGUCAAGAGACUGAUUCAUGUGGCUUACUCAAACGACUCCACAACAAAACGGAUUGCCCGGUGCAACCGAUUGACGUGCGCGGGACCUCAAACUUUUAAUGUGCACAUCUCUGAGUAAAGGGCAACUCCGCUUCAUUUUUUGUUUUUGAAAAACAAUGCAGUCCUCUUCAGUACUUAAAAACGAAGGAAUAAAAACAGAGAAAACAUACACGGACGAUCACACUCUUUCAAAUAGCAACAUUUAAUUCUUGUGACAAAAAUUCAGGAUCUACUCAGAAUUUUUAUGCAGAUAAGGUGGGAAAAAAGGAGGGGGAUGGGAAACCUCAAGGGUGGUGGAGGUGGACAAAGUGCUGUGUCAUGGUGGUGUCUGUUCCCUCUAAGUUGAGGUGGGGGAGUGACAUCAGUGCCUUCUAAGUUGAGUUCCGUGAUUUUAGCAGCUCUGGCCUAAUUUCUUAGGCUGGAAAAUUUUUUGAUGGACAAAGCCGAAGUUUUUGCUUGUGUUUAUAAUUGGAUUUAACAGUAUAUAUUCCAUUUUUCCCGAAGCAAAUGCCAUAGUGUCUUUUACUAGUGUUUUUUAAUGCGAAAUCAUAGACUAUCCCGAAAUCUUCGAAAUUGAGCGGAGUUGCCCUUUGAGAGGCAAGAGGAAUUUGCAUACCGAAGCUGUGUCGUCUUGGAAUCCUGCAAAAGCAGUUUGGAAAAGAGUAAAGCCCGUUAACUUUUUUUACCUCAUCUUGCAUUUGUUUGGCAGAUCACGUGCUACAAUGGUUCAAAGCUCCCUAUCAGGUCGGAAAGUAAGCUUGCUCGAUGCUGUAGACUUACCGUAAAAUACCGGGCAAGCGCCCACUCGAACUUUGGAGAUAAUCGCAGAAAAAUGGUGGAUGAGCGCUUGUCCGGUCAUCAAUUUUACAUAUAAAUGUAUUGUGCGUAUUUUCUGAGAUCUUACAAAUUUGGUAAUGGGUGCUUAAUGUGGAAUGGGCAGGUGCACGGUAUUCUACGGUAGAAAAUCUUGAAUUUGUUUCCUGUUGGUGCAUGCUGCAGUUUUUAAGCUUUUGGGGCUAAUAGAUUUGGCUGUUUUGGAGAGCCAACUCCAUAUAUUCAAACAAAUCACACUGCAUCAGUUCCGCAUGCAACUAGAGUGAUGCCGAGAAAAGUACUCUGUGUAAGACGUUGUCAAGGAAUGCUCAUGUAGCAGAGCUCGAGAUCGUGCACUUUUGUCCAGUAGAAACACAAAUGCAUCAUCAGUCUACUUAGCACCAUCCAGCCAUGGUAUAGUUUAACGUUUGUUUAGCCUCAUUGUUAUCACCGGGUAGCUAGAUAGAAUGUCUCGAAUCUAGAUUGAUCAGUUGCUCGAUCUUCAGCUCUGGCAGCUGCUGUGAUACCAUUCAAAAUGCAACUAUGGCGUUUUUUAAACGUAACCACUUUACCCAUAUUGUUUGGGUGGUACGACUUGAACAAACCAUUCCAGGAAAAUUGAUUUCAAUUCUAGACAUCAGACUUUCACAAAAAACAGAAACUUUAAAAAAAAAAGGGGGGGGGGGGGGGGGGGGGAGGGUUCGCGGAUUAUGAUCCCCCCCCCCCCCCUACCAAUCAGAACCAGGGGAGUUAAUAAUAGAGCAAUGCAUACUGCACCUAUGAUGAUCGUAAGUGGAUGUUAAACUAGGAAGUAGGACUGCUCUAUGCACACAUGACCAAUCCCCAGCACUUUUGUUGUUGUCCUGAAGAAUACAAGUUGGAAGGCAUUUGUGUUUGGAUUAACCCUCAGGAAACACCAAAGUGUUCGGCAGCAUCCUACAUGGAAAAAGUGUACGCAACUUGUUUCAAAAGCCUGUUCUUUUUUUUUUGUUUUUUUCUAUUGGUUACAACGUUGUCUUGGGUAUUUUCUUCAGAGGAACAAGAAAAGGAAACACUCCACAUUGUUUGUAUUUACACUUUUAUAAUGUUCGAACAAUAAAAUCUGUUUUCUCUGUACAA